Messenger RNA from Huiozyma naganishii CBS 8797, 2952 nucleotides. RefSeq names its product mRNA transport regulator MTR10 (gene MTR10). Gene Ontology annotation, cellular component: cytoplasm; nuclear membrane. NCBI's taxonomy places the organism in Eukaryota, Fungi, Ascomycota, Saccharomycetes, Saccharomycetales, Saccharomycetaceae. The record is from RefSeq and is a predicted model, not a curated record. Gene Ontology annotation, biological process: protein import into nucleus. The transcript has a single exon. The coding region runs from base 1 to 2952 and encodes 983 amino acids. Gene Ontology annotation, molecular function: small GTPase binding.
AUGUUUUCCGUCGAUACUGCGCUGAAUUUCGUGUCCUCCAACGCGGCAAGGGACGAAAAGGACAAAGCGCUGCAGUUUUUGGAACAAUUCCAAAGGUCGAAGGACGCAUGGGGUCAGUGCUACGGAUUGUUGGAAAACCCAGCAGAAAAUGCACAACUGCAAGUGUUCGCUGCCCAGACGGUGCGGAACAAAGUCACUUACGAUCUCAGCCAGUUGGAGUCGCCACUAGAGUUGUCGCAGUUCAAGGACACGCUGCUGACUCUGCUGGAGAAACAUACAAACAGACUCGUGCUCACACAGUUGAACGUUGCACUGGCUAGGUUGGCCAUGCAGCUCGUACAAUGGAGGGACCCCGUCAGAGAGAUUAUUCAACAUUUGAACAGCACCCCGGGGACUUUGCUCAUCUUCUUGACCGUCUUGCCCGAGGAGACGCUGGGCAUCGGGUCAUUGCCCAUCACAGAGGACGAGUAUAACUCAAGGGUGCACGAACUGAUAGAGGACAUAUCCGAGGACGUUUUGAAAUUCCUAGUGGUUUGCGUCCCCAACAUAUCCACAACGGGAAACCCCUAUGGGAACGCAGCUCAGGAGGUCAGACUCGAACAAGUGUUGAGAUGUCUCACGUCCUGGGCACUCGAAUUCCCAUUGGAACAGUUCUUGGCGGUGGAUCCGCUGAUCACGUUAGUGUUCGAUUCAUUGCUAAACGGGGCCACGGAGGAGGCAGGAGCAGACACCUUCGACGCAGCUGUGGAGUGUCUGUGUGUCAUACUACGUGAAAGCAGGGACACAGAUAACGAAAACCUCGUGUUAGCACUGUUCCAACAGUUAAUGUCGCUACAGAUGAAACUGGUCCCCAAUCUGUCGCAGCUAGAUAAAUUGACCAUCGAGGACGCAAUUGACUUGGAGAUCCUAGAAGGUCUGACACGUCUGUUCGUAGAAGCCGGGGAGGCCUGGAUUAUGUUCAUAUGUCGCAACCCGCCAGUCUUCAAAGACCUCGUCUCAGUCCUUUUGAUGCUCACAUGCAAAAACCCAGAUCUAGACAUCGUUUCGUACACGUUCCCCUUCUGGUUUAGUAUGAAACAAAAUUUAGUCCUCGCACGAUAUGCGGAGUCCAAACAGUUCUUCAGGCCCACUUUCGUCGAUUUGAUAAACGGGAUCAUCUCCCACUUACAAUACCCUGACCACGCGUUCUCGUCCAAGGAAAGCGAGGAUAAAUUCAAGGAGUUCAGGUACCAUAUGGGUGACGUGCUCAAAGACUGUACUGCUGUCGUAGGAACCGUGGAUGCCCUGAGCCAACCGCUUGGUAGGAUUAACCAAUCGAUCCAGGCGGGCAACAUCGAAUCCCAAUGGCAGAGUAUCGAGGCACCAUUGUUCUCCCUGCGGACGAUGGCACAGGAGGUAUCCCUCACAGAGAACAAAAUUUUGCCAGAGAUCUUCCAGUUGGUCUGUAAUUUGCCAGAACAUCCUAAAAUCAGGUAUGCAACCACUUUGGUCCUUGGAAGAUACACAGAAUGGACCGCCAAACAUCCCGAGCAUUUAGAGAUGCAGCUGAACUAUAUCUUCAACGGAUUCGAACAAGUCAAGGCGAGCAGCACGCGAGACUCUAAGCAAACUUUGGACAUUAUAACAGCAUCUUCGCACGCUUUGAUGUACUUUUGUUCAGAUUGUGCUGCACUGCUGAGUGGGUUUAUGGAUCAACUGGUAGAUUUUUACUUUAACGUCCAAGACAUCCUCUCGUUGGAUAUUGAGUCUCAGUUCGAGCUAUGUCAAGGGUUAAGUGCUGUGAUUAACAAUCAGCCAAUUGAUACCGUUGCUCUACCCUUUACCAAAAUAAUGGACGAUAACUUACAGAAAAUACAAACCCUUAUAACACAGUGGAAGUUUUCACCAAGCGGCUACAAUAAAUUAAUUGCAGAUCGCAUCGAUUUGAUGUAUGCCCUGUUGGAAGAGUUGAAACCAAGGUUUGAUUACCCACAAGAGGGGAGCGACCCGAUCAUCCCCUGCAUCGCUCAAAUAUGGACCGCGUUGAAAACGAUCCUCAUCGAUGAUAACGCCAUCUCAGACGCAGUGAUAGUGGAGAGAUCUUGUAAAUUUUUAAGAAGGUUAUUCGAAAAGUUUCACGUCUUUUGUGAACCACUGCUACCUUCCGUGGCUGAAUUUUUGGUGCAAGGGUACGCUUUGACAGGGUUCGGCUCGUUUUUGUGGUGUUCCGGUUCUAUCAUCGUGGUAUUUGGUGACGAGGAGUCCUUCCCUAUUCCUCCAGCGAUGAGAAAUGCUGUUUGGGCUUUUGCCGUAUCGCAAUGUGAAACUUUCGUUAUCAACUUCAAUAAGAUGGAUACCGCUCAACUGAACAACUACUACGAGAUCGUUAUGGACUUUUUCUCUAUGGUUUCUGAUUUGAUCAUGUUUUAUCCGAAGGAAUUUAUCUCAGCAACAGAGCUGCUGGGUAACGUGGUGACUGUUGCCAUUGCAACGGUGAAUAAACUAGAAAACUACGACGCCUACCUGUACGUCCUGCGUUGUUUAGAUGAUAUCAUAUCCUGGGGGUUCAAGACCCCUCCCAUUUCCACCAUGGCUAUCGAAGUUGUUCCUGAUGAAUGGAGACAGCAGAUCGUCAAUGAGGUCAUAUUGAAGAGGGGUGUGCCGCUUGUUGUUGCCCUGUUUGGUGGGUUGGUCACUGUGUUCAAGGAAAGUUCACAAUCUGAUGCCAUUGGAUGCAUUGUGAAAUGUUUCAGAUUGGCCACCGAAGCCAACGGUAACGACGCAUCAAUCUGCAGUGAAUAUAUCAGCCAAGUGACAGAACAGCUAGGUGGAGUGACGGAACAGGAAAAAAAUAAUUUGAAUAAAUCUGUCAUCGAGGGGUUAAGUGGUAGGGAUUAUAGGAAGGUCAGGGAAAGUCUCCGUACAUUCAUUGAAUGGUAUUUAAGGAAAAACAUAAGUUCACGGAUGGAGUAA